Molecule: messenger RNA, 2781 nt
Organism: Leptomonas pyrrhocoris
Lineage: Eukaryota; Euglenozoa; Kinetoplastea; Trypanosomatida; Trypanosomatidae
Exons: 1
Coding region: 22-2781 (919 amino acids)
Source: RefSeq, a predicted model, not a curated record
GAGGAAAGCGAAAAGGCCAACAUGCGCCUCUUUCUUGGGUUUGAGCUCGUCGUCGGGCUCCUCUGCGGCCUGGCGGUGCUCCUCUGCACCGAAGGCCCUUCUUUCUUCCUCACGACGAGCUUGCCGCGUGACACGAUCACGGUCACCUCACCAGAUGUGCACCUCGCGCUCUACUGGCUGCGCCGCUCGCUGACGCAGCCGUAUCGCGGAUGGUACCUGCACGACGCAGCCUCCUACGACACGGUGGGAGUGGCAGGGCGACUGCCACCCUCGGUCGUGGAGCAGGGCCGCGUCCUUCUGCCCCUCCACGUCUUGUACUUGCGUCUCAGCGGUGAGUGGCUGCGGUGGACGCAGCCGGAUCUUGUUCGCAGACUCCUGCCAAACAGCGACGAUGGUAACGGGCUCGCGGACGGUAGAUACGCAGAUGCACUCCGCGUGCAGCAGGCCAUCGCCACCGUUGCGGCGGGCUGCGUCGUGUUGAUCGGUGCACCAGGGAGUUGGUGCUUCAUGCGGGCCGUGUCACAGCUGCUGACCCGAGCAGCGCGGGAGCGGGUGCGGGUGGCACGCAUGCAGCUCCCCGCUUCAGCGUCGUCGUCACCGUCGUCGUCUUCCUCUCCUCCAGCUACGGAGGACGCCGAGGGGGCGCGUGGUGUAAAGGGGAAGGUGAAAGCGGCCCCCAUACAAGUGGAGGAGGAGGACGCGACGCCACCCAGCGUCCACGACGCGGCGGUCUUCUUUGGCGCGUUGGUGAUCGUUGGGGCGGGCUUGCUGCCGCUGCUUCUACUGGAGGUAUGCACGCUGCAGCCGUGGUGCCUGGUGGGCUCUCUUGUUAUCUGGGCCGUCUAUGCCGUGUUGCGCGAUGAGCUGCAGCUGCACCCACGUGAGUCAGACAUGAGCGAUGACCCCUUCGAUCUCGCUUCGCCUGUUAUGCAGGAGGGUGCGGUGGUGGUAUAUCCGCUGAAGCGGCAGCCGAGCGUGGUGCCCCUCGCGAGCUACGUGGUCAUCGCCACAUUCACCUCUCUCAGCCUCACAUCGUGUCUGUACAUCACGCCUCUGCUGUUUUUGUGGGCCCUCACCUCGUGCUGGCAGCACGGCUCCCGGCGUGUUCUGGUGAAGGUGAAGGCUUCCGCAGCGGACACGGCUUCCACCACCGCCGUGACGUCCGACAGGAGCGGCGGUUACGUCCGCGUAGGUUACUCCUCCUACACCGACAAGUCGCACAUGAACGCGUGCUUCUGCUGCGCCUCCAUGUCCAGUGUACUGACGGUGCUGCUCCUCACUACGCCGUGGUGGUGGCGGCAGCAGCCACUGCUGGCCUUCAUGGAUCUCUUUGCGGGGCCGCCGCUUCCCACAGCAGCGCACCAAAGCCGGCAGAAUCACAGCAGUAGUUUGGAAGGUUUGAUGGGACGAUCGUUUACCGGGGCACGUGAGAUGCAGGCGCGUUGUCUAAGCGGGCCGUCUCCUUCGUACCUCAGCUGUGCGCUUCCUGCCGCCAACGCGUGGCAGCUGUCGGAGUGGUUCGGCCUGCCGUGGACGCACGCCGCGCAGGCCCUCACCCAACUCUUCGCCAUCGAGGACGACUACGUCCACCGCGAGAGCGCCCGCUGGCUGGAGUUUGCGACGGUGGUGAUGGUGGUGCUGGGGAACGCGGCGUCGGUGCUGACGCUGACCUUCUACCGCAUUCGUAAGCCACCGUUGACGUUUGAGACGCCCGUGCGCUACGCGGCAGAGCGGGCGGCGCACCAGGCGGAGCAGCACGCGUACUGGGAAGCGAAGCGGCUCUCCCGUCGUGGUGGUGGUGGCCGAAGUGGUGCGAGUCGUGGUAGCGCCCCUCCACCGGCUGCUCCACCGUCCUCCACGUCCGCCGCUGCCGAUGGCAGCGAGGGGAAGCGGGCGAAGGUCGUCACCUGCCUCUGCCGCGAGGAGUACGUCGUGAAGCAGGUGGUACUGUUGUCGUGGAUGCUGUCGCUGGCGAUACUGUCUGGCACUGCGCUUUUCAUGCGCAACGGGCCGGCGAGUGGCGUGUUGGCGCUCCCGUGCAGCUCGCUGCUGGCGGCGGUGUACGUGGUGGCGUCUGUGCUGCGACGUGCGCACCCCCUCGCCUUCUGUCCGCUGCCGUCGUCCUCCACCACGGCGGGGAGGAAGGCGGAGGGCACGCAGCAGCACAACGAUCCGUCAGCGCUGACACAGCAGGACGGCGACGAUCCGCGCCCGCUGCCAGCGUCGCGCUGGUGCACCUCGGCCGUCGCCCCCAGUUUGGUACACGCGGCGGACGUGACGUGGCUGCAGAUGAUCUUCGUCGCUUCGGUGUUGAGCACCGGCGCCCUCUCCUGGACGGUUAUCCCGACGGUGGUGCGGCAGAUGGUGAUUGGGGUAGGCAGCGGGGGCGUCGCGCUCUCCCUGUGGAGGCUUCGGCGGUGGGCGAGCCUUGAUUUGUCGUCAUCAGUCCUCUUUACGUGUGGGGGCGUCGCCUCGGUGUGUUUGUGGCUGCUACUCACGGUGCAGCUCCUUCCGCCGUCGGGCAGCUUCGCUUCGUCCAGCAGCCACCUCUACACCUUCACCAGCCGGUUUGGGAACAUGCACGCCAGCACUGGCGAGGCGGCGCUGCGCGCUUUCAUCUACCAAUGCGCGGUGGCCUGCGGCAUCUACGUCAGCUGCAUCAUCUACGCCUCUUUGCGUGUUGGGCGGUUGGCCCUCGAGCCGGAGGAGGUGCGCUUAGUGCCGAUCGAAUCGGAGCUGAGCUUCUUCUCGAGGCCGGCGGAGUCGAAGAAGCAGCGGUAG